AUAACAGAUCAACAGGGGAAGACAGCUGGAUUAAAUAUGAAAUCUUAUUGGACAAAACUGAACUGAACAAAGGUCCAACGACUCAAAUGACUCCAGUGACAACAGAACCACUUAAUACCACAACCCCUGUUCCUGAGACCCCUAUUCCCAUCAUUCUCAAGAAGUCUUUCAAGAAAUUUCCUCAGUGGGAUUUUGAGGAUAUUUAUAACCAGGAUGCUCCACCGAGACCAGCAACAUGUGCCCACUCUCUGCGCAACUCCAAGGACGAGGMCUUCCAGAAGGCUUUCCUGCCCAACAUACGCCUGUUUCUGCACAGAGACAACUUCAACAUGAGCGAGUGGAACCGGCUCUCACAUUUUAACAACCCGUUCGGCUUUAUGGAAAUGAAGCAUGACGAAGUGAUGCCUGCAAUUAAGCUGCUUCCAAAACCUAAAGAACCGCUCCUCCUUCCAAAACCAGGCGGCGACGGGUGCAUUCGCUGCGCUGUGGUGGGAACCGGAGGCAUCCUCAACGGCUCUAAAAUGGGCAAAGAGAUUGAUGCGCAUGAUUAUGUUUUCCGGAUGAACGGCGCAGCRAUCCAGGGUUACGAGGAAGACGUGGGGAACCGGACCUCGGUGUACAUUCACACGGCCCACUCCAUCACGGCGUCUCUUAUAUCUUUCAGGAAAUAUGGCUACAAAGCUGCCCCACACGAUGAUGGUAUAAUAUACGUCAUGGUUCCUGAGGGAAAGAGGGACUUUGAGUGGCUCCAGGCCGUUUAUAAAGGAGAAAGGGUUGUUUCUGGCGAAUACAAAAAUCGAAAUGCCAGAACUUACUACUCAGGACAGUUCAACGAGAGCCGCUUCUAUGUCCUGCAUCAAGACUUCCUGCGUUACGUACGGAACAGGUUUUUAAAAUCAAGUAACCUGAACAAAGCAUAUUGGGCAAUCGUCCGACCGACCAACGGAGCGUUUGCUCUCUUUUUAUCGCUGCAUGUUUGUGACACAGUGAGUGCGUACGGCUUCAUGACAGAAGACUACAAUGAAUACUCCAAYUACUAUUUCGAAAGGUACACCAAAACCCAUGUGAUUUUUUACGGCAACCACGACUACAUUCUGGAGAAGAAUCUCUGGAAGAAACUCCACGACAAAAAAAUACUGAAGCUCUUUCAAAGAACUAAAUCACAAACAGCGACAGAAAAUCCGAAGAAACCGUGACGAACGGAGAGCAUCAACAACACCAUCAAGAGUCCAGACCAAAUGUUCAUCUUUAAAGAAAAGUUGUCUGAGACAAGAAAAGAAAACUUGAUCAUUCAGAAUGUUUUUCAUAAAAGUACUUCAACAGGUUGUAUUAAACUGUGAAAAUAUAUUUGACAAAGUGAAGCGGCGGCACGGUGACUCGGUGAGCAAAAAUGUCACAGGAUCGAAUCCCUGCCCAGGGACCUUUCUGGGUAGAGUUGGCAUGUUCUUUCCAUCCAGGUUAAUUGGUAGCUCUAAACUGUCCCUAGGUGUGAGAGAGUGUGACCCUGUGAUGGACUGGAGACCUGUCCGGGGUGUACCCCACUCCUCACACAGUGACUGCUGGAUAUGGGCUCCAGUGACCCUGAAUGGAAGGAACAGGUAUGAUGGAUGAAGUCAAGUCAAGCACACUUAAGAAAUAAACCCAACAAUCUGCAGAAGCUGCACAAAYUACUUACCUGGCACAUAUUCAGGUAUUUACCUGAUACUUACUGGUUACAUACCAGGUACGAAUCAAGUACAUAUAUGUUACUUAGUUUGUACAUGAAACGUAGCUGCUACUCACCAAGAACAAACUGGAUACUCACCUUGUUUACGGCUAGUACUUGGAACUCAUAAGAACAUGUAUCUGGUACUUACCUGUAAAAGUCUCUAAGUACAUUGUAACUAAGUUUUUUCGUUAUACAAGUACUUUACCAAGUACAUAAGUGCCCUGAAAAUACCAGACACAUGUCCUGUAAGUACAAGCUUACUUCAUAUUACACUC
This is a messenger RNA of Austrofundulus limnaeus, 1983 nucleotides long. Its product is annotated as alpha-N-acetylgalactosaminide alpha-2,6-sialyltransferase 1. The transcript is spliced from 8 exons. Gene Ontology annotation, biological process: oligosaccharide biosynthetic process. The coding region runs from base 87 to 1196 and encodes 369 amino acids. The record is from RefSeq and is a predicted model, not a curated record. Gene Ontology annotation, molecular function: alpha-N-acetylgalactosaminide alpha-2,6-sialyltransferase activity. NCBI's taxonomy places the organism in Eukaryota, Metazoa, Chordata, Actinopteri, Cyprinodontiformes, Rivulidae.